Pseudonaja textilis is the source of this 1899-nucleotide messenger RNA. NCBI's taxonomy places the organism in Eukaryota, Metazoa, Chordata, Lepidosauria, Squamata, Elapidae. The record is from RefSeq and is a predicted model, not a curated record.
CUUUUCCUUGUUGCUAUGGGAGCCUGCGGUAGGGCCGGACUUCGGGCGAUUCUCCGGUAGGGUCCCCCUCUCCUUUCGUUCCCCCGCGUCCUGGCAGCCGAAGUUACAAGUUCCAGUUCGGGGGUGGGGGAGAAAUCCUUUGUUGUCAUGGUGACGAUAGUAUCGUUGCUCCGGGCAUGCUAGCGAUGUUCUCAGUGGAGCCGGACACGGAGGAGGACAGCCGGAGCAGCAGCGAUGUCCCGUUCCCAAAUCAUCCACAGUGGCCACUUCAUGGUCUCGGAACCCCACGCCGAGUCGGACCCCGAUCCAGACCUCGGUUCCGAAGAGGCCAUAAGCUCGGCCGAUCGAGCGGUUUGUUUAGGCCUGCAAAAAAGCUGCGCGGCCGAGCGAGUCAGAGGGGCCGGAGCGUUAGGGAAGACUGCGGCUGGGAAGGCUGAAAGUGCGACCCAGCAGGGUUUCGGGGCUCCCUACGACAUCGACACGGUGAACCAAGGCACCUGUCAGACCUACCGCUACGGGCCGCGCAGUAGCGGCGCGCUCAAUAUCGACGCCUCCCUCACGAAGCUGUUCGAAUGCAUGACCCUGGCCUACAGUGGGAAAAUUGUAUCUCCCAAAUGGAAAACUUUCAAAGGGCUGAAAUUGCUGCAGCGUGACAAGAUUCGACUCAAUAAUGCUAUUUGGAGGGCAUGGUAUUUACAGUAUGUGGAGAAGAGGCAGAAUCCUGUGUGCAGUUUUGUGACUCCCCUAGAAUGCAGUGACAUAGAGCAGCAUCGCAAGCCUGAGGCUGUCAUCAUGGAAGGAAAAUAUUGGAAACGCCAGGUUGGGGUUGUUAUUAGAGAAUAUCAUAAAUGGAGGACAUUUUUCCAUAUUCAGGAGCAGAAGAAGUUUGACAAACCAAUCUGCGAUCCUAGUCAGGAGGUGUCUGAUGCAAUUUCAGAGGUAGAACUUAACACUGAAACAGCAACUGGGGGACCAAUGGAGCUUGAUCCCUUACAUGAUCUGGAUGUACUUCUGGACACCAUGGUCUCCAGCCGCAACCCUUAUGGUGGUCCCAACUUACGUGGUCUUGCUCACCAGGGUAAUGCUGACAUGAUCCAGCCUACUCUGACCCAACUUCACCCCAAUUUUGGAGAAGAAUUUGUGAAUACUUUGGACCCUAUUCACGAAUUUAUUACGUCUUGUCGUUCUCAGCCUAUAUUCCAGGUUCCUGCACCUCUGCCAGAUGCUACGGCCUUACACCAAGACACCUCAGAUUUGCCUCCAGUUGCACCUCACGCUAAGGCGCUCUCACCAUUGGGAGACCCACUUCUGGAUGUGGAGCUGCCUACACCUCUGACUGGACAGCAGAUCUUCUUGCCAUUCUUCCCUACCUCUCCUCCAAGGAUCAGCCCUCCACCUGCCCCUCCCAUCUUGCACCUUCAGCCACAAACCACAUUUGUCUUUUCUGUCGUCAGUAACACUGGAGUGGAAAAGACCUUGCCAUCCCCUCCUGCGGGAUCUUUUGUUAUGCCAAACUGUGGUUCUACAUCCAAGGGUGGGGGGGUCAGGCAGUUUCAGCGGAUUGCUCCAGCACCUGCUCCUACUCAUCAUCAGCCAGUAACACCCCAGGCCUCCUUCACACCACUACCUACAGCUGGUCUUGUCCCAUUGCCCUUCACUUCAGCUACAAAAUCUGCUCAGAUUUGUGGCACCUCCAAGUUCCCUGCUGAUGUCCUAUUGAGGUCAGUCUCCAUUACAAAGGAGCUUUCACCAGUUCCUGUCUCAGCUGCUGCCUUGCUUGAUACUGGUAAACAUGCUAGGCAUGGUUUGGAAUCGUUUCACAUAUCCUGUUUCAUCUAUUCCUUUACUUUAGUCUAUAUAUAUCACAUUUAGGUGAAAACAGGAUACAAGCCCAUUUAA